Molecule: messenger RNA, 348 nt
Organism: Coniophora puteana RWD-64-598 SS2
Lineage: Eukaryota; Fungi; Basidiomycota; Agaricomycetes; Boletales; Coniophoraceae
Exons: 1
Coding region: 1-348 (115 amino acids)
Source: RefSeq, a predicted model, not a curated record
AUGAAACAGAUAUCCUCUUUGCCCCGGCGCCAAGGUGCCCUGCUGACGCAUCUGCGGACGCGUCACAUCGCUCUUGAUGCGUUCCUUCACCGGAUCAAGGUCGUCGAUGAUCCGGGGUGCAAGCACUGUGACCGGGGGACCGACGAGUCGAUUCGUCAUUUUUUGUUUGAGUGCCCGGCUUGGGAACGGGCGCGGCGGCGGUUGAUUGGAGUGGCGGGACGCCAGGCGGAGUCGCUGUCCUUUCUGCUCGGCAGCGACAAGGGGAUUGGCUCGUUGAUGGCGUUCAUCAACGCGACGGGCAGGUUCCGCAAGACCUAUGGAGAUCUUAGCCGAGUGAACUCGGCGUGA